AUGGCUAAAGUGUCAGCCUCCGAAACUUUGGCGCCGAAGGUGAUGGACGUAGGAGAAGGUGAACACAGUGAAGCAGAACCUAGUGGUGGUGUGCGAUUAAAGAAGGAAUUAAGUCUCGUUAAUGGGGUGGCGAUAAUUGUCGGAGUCAUUGUUGGUUCGGGUAUCUUCGUCUCUCCGAGUCUGGCCUUGAAGUACGCAGGUUCGAAGGGUAUGGCCCUUAUUGUCUGGGUCCUCUCCGGUUUCCUGUCAAUGAUCGGGGCGUUAUGCUAUGCGGAAUUAGGUACCAUGAUUCCGAAGUCUGGCGGCGACUAUGCAUAUAUCGGGGAGGCGUUUGGACCUCUACCAGCAUUCCUGUACCUCUGGGUGGCGUUGUUUGUCCUGGUCCCCACUGGCAACGCCAUCACGGCACUAACAUUUGCCAAAAAUAUACUUCAACCUUUAUGGCCAGCUUGCGAACCACCGACAGAUGCUGUUACUUUAAUAGCUGCUGUUAUUACCUGUUUCCUGACAGCGAUUAAUUGCUACAACGUUAAAUGGGUGACUCGAGUCCAGGAUUCGUUCACGGCUGCCAAAAUACUAGCUUUGCUUGUAACGUUUUGCGCCAGUCUCGCGUACCUUUUCUCUGGGCACACAGAAAACCUUCAGUCGAUGAUGCAGGGAACUGUCACCAAGCCCGGAGAUAUAGCUAUCGCAUUCUACACCGGAUUGUUUUCAUAUUCCGGUUGGAACUAUCUAAACUUUGUGACCGAGGAAUUAAAGGAUCCAUAUCGGAACUUGCCAAAAGCGAUAUGUAUAUCGAUGCCUGUGGUCACCCUGGUAUAUGCCCUCACAAACGUGGCUUUCUUCGCUGUUCUCACGAAUGACCAAAUAAUGGCGUCGGAGGCCGUUGCCGUCACAUUCAGUGAUCAGAUCCUCGGUGUGUUUUCCUGGGUCAUGCCUCUGUUCGUGGCAUUAUGCACGUUCGGAUCUCUAAACGGUGCUAUUUAUGCAUCGUCCCGAUUAUUUUUUGUCGGUGCGAGAAACGGACACCUGCCAUUAGCGAUCUCUUUGAUAGAUGUGCGACGUCUGACUCCUGUGCCAUCUUUAAUUUUUAUGUGUCUGGUUACUCUCGUCCUGUUGCUGUCAAAAAGCGUGGAAUCAUUGAUAGUCUAUGUGACAGCAGUAGAAGCUAUUUUUAUUCUGUGCUCCGUUUCCGGUCUGCUUUGGCUGCGGUACACGCAACCAAAUCUACAGCGACCAAUACGAGUCAGCCUUCUACUCCCGAUUUCGUUUUUGAUCCUCUGUACCUUACUCGUGGUGUGUUCGUGCUUCACACAUCCCCUAGAAGUGGGUGUCGGUGUUGCCAUUAUAGCUUUGGGGGUGCCAGUGUAUUUAGUGUUCAUAAUGUGGGAAAAUAAACCCAGCUGGCUGCUAUCAGCCUGCAAUUCGUUCAACGUCUUCUGUUCAAAAAUGUUCUUAUGCCUUCCCGAAGACUCGAAAGAAUUAUGA
Leptosia nina is the source of this 1488-nucleotide messenger RNA. The record is from the annotation of a GenBank genome assembly. NCBI's taxonomy places the organism in Eukaryota, Metazoa, Arthropoda, Insecta, Lepidoptera, Pieridae.